CUAGGGCUCAACUCUCUCUCUCUCUAUGACUCACAAACUUCCUUCAAAAUCUUCCAAACUCUUAUUCGAAAUCUAAUUUCUAGAAACCCUAAUUUUUGAAUCCGCGACUUCAGUUCGAUCCAAGCGAUGAGCAACCCAAGCAGUUCGGGAUGGGAUUCAUCUUCGAAUUUGACUCAGUUCGGGAUCGGUUUGGCCAAUACGGUUCAGUCGGAGGUCGCUUCUCACUUGCCGCUCCCUUCGUUACCUAUAUUCUGCGGCGCGAGUCAACCUGGGGAGUUCAAGCUCUUCGAUGAGGUUGGGGAAGGUGUUAACGGCAUCAGGUCGUUGAAUCGCAGUGAGAUUCUCUCGCAGUCUAGUAGAAUCGCGAAGAUGCUUGAACAAACUGACGUUUCUUAUCUGGAUCUUAGAAACGAGGCUAGGGCGAUGAACUGUAAUUCUGUGGAGCCUUUGCAGUUAUAUGACCAAGUUCUACGAUGCAAUCCUGGAGCAUUUGAGUGUACCACCCCUGGUCCGACCUGCGAUCCAGUCUGUACCAAUGAAGAGCCUCAACAGAGAAGUUCUGAGCCAAGUGUUCCUGUCAAGAUUCAACGACAGGCCGAUCAUCAUUUGGGUAGGAGUAUCAAUCCUGAGCCUCUGAAAAGGGUGUUACGAUCAAAUCAUGUUGAAGAUCAUAGUUGGCAUUCCAAACCUUUGAUAAACGAGUCACCUAGAGAUGAUAUUACAACUGACUCUCGACCUGAAACGAUCACCAUGAAUGAAUCUUCUGCUUCAAAGAAGUCAAAGGGAAAGAAGAAACGUAAAGAUGACGCUGGCCCUGGCGCGUCUUCAGUUCAGCCAGAUUCAUCCGUGCUUCAAGAGUCCAUCGUUACAAGCUUUUGUGAGAUGCUGGAGGACUUCUGUGGCAGAGCUGAAGUCCCUGGUGAUGAUAGGGAUGGAGCAGAGUGGUCAGUCGUGCCUGUUGAUGAAGUUCGUGUUCUGGUGACUGAGUUGAUGACUAUAAGGUCAAAAAUGCUUCUGCAUAUGGUACCUGUUGAUAUUCUGUCGAGGUUAUUGCAUACUCUGGAUCAUCAGAUACAUAGGGCAGAAGGCUUGUCCAUUAAUAGUGAGCAUUCAGAUUCAGAUUCAGUUGGGCUGGUUCUUGGUGCCCUAGAGUCCAUCCAUGCAUCGCUUGCAGUGAUGGCAAACAGUGAUAUGCCAAAGCAGCUCUACAAGGAAGAGGUAAUUGAGAGAAUUCUGGAGUUUUCUAGGCACCAAAUGAUGGCUGUGAUGUCUGCUUAUGAUCCAUCUUACCGCAGCGCAAGUAAACCAGCAGAUAAUGUGGCAUUUGAAGGUUGUUUUCCGAUUUACUUUGGAAGUUGGGACCUGUUGUUCGUAGAAAGGUUGUCUGACAGUUGCAUUUUACAACUGUUGAAGACAUGUACGACAACAUUUUUGGUGGAAAAUAUCCAACUUCUGCAACUUAAAGCCAUUAGCUUAAUCGGUGGUAUAUAUAAUUCAUAUGCUCAACACCGAACGUAUGUGAUAGAUGAGUUAUCGCAAUUGCUAUGGAAGUUACCUUCCUCGAGACGAGUGCUCAGAACGUAUCUUCUCCCUGAUGAAGAACAGAAGCAGAUUCAAAUGGUCACGGCUUUGCUCAUUCAGUUGGUUCACAACAGCACAAGCCUUCCUGAAACCCUGAGACAGGCUUCCUGUGCAAACUCCAUACUGGAGACGCCCGUUGAUGAUGGCUACCUUACUAAAUGUCAUGAGGCGGUUACAGAAACAUGUUGCCUUUUCUGGACUCGUGUCCUUGAACGAUUUGCCAGUGCAAAGGCUCAAGAUGCCUCUGAGAUAAAAGUGAUGAUUGAGAACCUUGUUAGUGAUUUACUGACAGCAUUGAAUCUUCCUGAAUAUCCAUCAGUGUCUCCCAUUCUUGAGGUUCUCUGCGUCAUACUUCUGCAUAAUGGAGGGUUGAAAUCAAAAGAUGUCUCGGCCCGGUCAAUGGCCAUCGACUUGCUAGGCACAAUUGCUGCAAGGUUGAAACAGGAUGCUGUUCUCUGCAGUGGAGACAGAUUCUGGGCGCUACUAGAAUCAGAUACUGAAACCAAACUUGACCAAUCUGGUACAAAAGAUUGCGCUCUCUGUUUAGGUAAAAGGGCUGGGAACUUAUUAGGCUGUCAAAUUUGUCAAAGGCGGUUUCAUGCUGAUUGUUUGGGUUUAAAGGAACUAGACAUUCCAAGUCGAAAUUGGCAUUGUCCGUUUUGCAUAAGUAAGAGGCAACUUCGUGUACUGCAGUCUUACUGCAAGACGGACACCAAGGGCACUGGUAAGUUGGAAUCAGAAGAAGAUCCAAACGUGGUUACACAGACAGAAGUGGUGCAACAGAUGCUCUUGAAUUACCUUCAGGAUGGUGGAUCUGCUGAUGAUGUGCAUACUUUCAUUUGCUGGUUUUAUCUUUGCCUUUGGUAUAAAGAUGUCCCAAAAUCUCAGAAAAAAUUCAAAUAUUACAUUGCCAGACUGAAAGCGAAGUCAAUAAUCCGUAACUCUGGAGCAACUAGUUCGUUCUUGACAAGAGAUGCUAUUAAGAAAAUUACUUUAGCUCUUGGACUUAACAGUUCUUUUUCUAGAGGAUUUGAUAAGAUUCUACACAUGCUCCUGGCUAGUUUAAGAGAGAACUCUCCCAUUAUUAGGGCCAAAGCUAUGCGAGCGGUUAGUAUAAUUGUUGAAGCUGAUCCAGAGGUAUUGUGCGAUAAGCGUGUUCAGUUGGCUGUUGAAGGAAGGUUUUGUGAUUCUGCCAUAUCUGUGAGGGAAGCAGCACUGGAACUUGUUGGUAGGCAUAUUGCAUCACAUCCUGAUGUUGGUUUAAAGUAUUUUGAGAAGGUCGCUGAGAGGAUUAAGGAUACUGGAGUGAGUGUUCGAAAGCGAGCUAUCAAGAUAAUACGUGACAUGUGUACUUCAAACGCUAACUUCUCGGAAUUUACAAGUGCAUGUGCCGAGAUAUUAUCUCGUAUCAGUGAUGAUGAGUCUAGCAUCCAGGAUCUUGUGUGCAAAACUUUUUAUGAAUUCUGGUUUGAGGAACCUCCAGGGCAUCAUACUCAGUAUUCUAGCGAUGCUAGCUCCAUCCCAGUGGAAGUGGAAACGAAAACUAAGCAAAUGGUGGGGCUGUUAAAGAGGACCCCAAAUCACCAGCUUCUUGUAACAAUUAUUAAGCGUGCCCUGGCCCUUGAUUUUUUCCCUCAAGCAACUAAAGCUGCUGGUAUCAACCCAGUUGCUCUUGCAUCGGUACGCAGGCGUUGCGAGCUGAUGUGCAAGUGCUUACUGGAAAACAUAUUACAGGUAGAAGAACUGAGCCGUGGAGAGGGAGAGGUGCAAGUGCUUCCUUAUGUACUUGCUUUGCAUGCUUUCUGUCUGGUGGAUCCUGGGCUGUGUACACCGGCUUCAGACCCUACGAAGUUUGUUAUUACCCUACAACCGUAUUUGAAGAGUCAGGUUGAUAGUAGAAUAGGAGCACAGUUACUAGAGAGUAUUAUUUUCAUUAUCGAUUCUGUUCUACCCUUGAUCCGCAAGCUGCCUCUUAGCGUCACAGAAGAUCUGGAGCAAGAUCUAAAGCAUAUGAUUGUUCGGCAUUCAUUUCUAACUGUUGUUCAUGCAUGCGUUAGGUGUCUUUGUUCUGUGAGUAAAUUGUCUGGAAAAGGUGUUAGUGUAGUUGAGCAUCUUCUUCAGUUCUUUUUAAAGCGGCUGGAGGCCCAAGGGUCUGAUAACAACCAGAUUGCUGGGCGGUCCCUUUUUUGUCUUGGCUUGCUUAUUCGCCAUGGAAACUCUCUUAUUAGCACCUCAGGUGGCAGGAAAUUUAAUCUCUCCGGCUGUCUCAGUUUGUUCAAACAACAUCUCCGCGUCGAAGAUUUUUCUUUGAAAGUCAGGUCCCUGCAGGCUCUAGGUUUUAUUCUAAUUGCGCGGCCUGAGUACAUGUUGGAAGACGACAUUGGGAAGAUAAUCGAGAGUACAUUAUCAGAUGAAGCAAACGGGCGUAUGAAGAUGCAAGCAUUGCAAAACAUGUAUGAUUACCUUCUUGAUGCGGAAAAACAAUUGGGAUCCGAUAGAGCUGCUGAUAUCACGGUUAACCCAAUUGAGCAAGGUGGAAAUACUGUACCUGUGGCCGCUGGUGCAGGUGACACCAACAUUUGCGGAGGCAUUGUGCAGUUGUAUUGGGAUAAGAUAUUAGGUAGAUGCUUGGACUUUGAUGAUCAAAUACGUCAGAUUGCUCUCAAGAUAGUGGAAGUAGUGCUACGUCAAGGUCUUGUUCAUCCUAUUACAUGUGUUCCUUAUUUGAUUGCCCUUGAGACAGAUCCUCUCGAGGCCAACCAAAAGCUGGCCCAUCAUUUACUAAUGAAUAUGCAUGAGAAGUAUCCCGCAUUUUUUGAAAGCCGUCUCGGUGACGGACUUCAAAUGUCUUUCAUCUUCAUGCAAUCCAUAAGCCAGGUCUCUUCAGAAUCAAAUCAAAAUCCUCAGCAGAAGGGUUCGACAAACAUGUCGGGGAAAAAUGAUCAUACUAAUACCACUCUCACACAAGCUAGACUUGGAGUCUCUAGGAUCUACAAGCUUAUCCGUGGGAACCGGAUUUCUCGGAACAAAUUUAUGACAUCUAUUGUUCGCAAGUUUGAUAAUCCAACCUGGAGUGGCUCAGUGAUAUCCUUUCUGAUGUAUUGCACUGAAACCCUUGCUUUACUUCCAUUCACAACACCUGAUGAGCCGCUCUAUCUUGUAUAUUCCAUAAACCGAGUUAUACAAAUCCGGGCUGGUGCGAUCGAGUCAAAUUUGAAGGGUUUGUUACACAAAGAUUCCGCAAAGCCUCAGCAUGGAAAUGGAACGUAUCAACAAGAUCCGAUUCAUGGAGUGAUGCACAUGAUGGACUUGAACACAAGAUUCCAAGAAGAACCAACGCAUUGGAAUUCCUAUGGUCAUUCAGCUCCAGUUGAUCUUAAUGGAAUAGUAUACCAAGAUCCAAGGGAUCAGUUUAAUUCAUAUCAAACCCAUAAUGGGGAAGCAAAUGUGCACAAAAUGACCUCAUCUGAUCCGCCUGCAUUGUCCACCGAUGAUCUGCAGAAAAUUCAGGUUGAUUGCUUAUCAGCUAUAGCUGUACAACUUCUUUUGAAGCUCAAGAGAUACUUAAAAGUCACGUACAGCUUAAAUGAUGACCGCUGCCAAGCCUAUUCUCCAACGGAACCAUUGAAGCCGGGAGAUCCUCUGUCCAAACAGAGCGUUGCCUUUGACCUCAGCGAAACUCGCACUGACUUACCUUCAACAUAUCAAGACUUGGUUCUGAGAUAUCAGGAAUUUAAGAACGCGAUGAGAGAAGAUACACUUGACUACACGAUUUAUUCAUCAAACGUCAAGAGAAAACGGCCAACACCAAGGAAAAGCUCAAGAUCUGCUAAGAAAGCAGUGGCCUACAAUGAGGAUGAUGAUGAUGACGACGACGGUGACAGAGGUUGGAAUGGAGGAGGAGGAAGCAGUGGUAUGAGUGCUCGGAGACUAAAUUACAGUACCAGAAAUAGCAACAGAAGGUAA
Molecule: messenger RNA, 5547 nt
Organism: Eruca vesicaria subsp. sativa (arugula)
Lineage: Eukaryota; Viridiplantae; Streptophyta; Magnoliopsida; Brassicales; Brassicaceae
Source: the annotation of a GenBank genome assembly